Molecule: messenger RNA, 1500 nt
Organism: Colletotrichum higginsianum IMI 349063
Lineage: Eukaryota; Fungi; Ascomycota; Sordariomycetes; Glomerellales; Glomerellaceae
Product: Mg2+ transporter
Exons: 4
Coding region: 1-1500 (499 amino acids)
Source: RefSeq, a predicted model, not a curated record
AUGCCGAAGAAGCGCAAACAAAUCCGGUUCGAAGAGGGCGACGACGAUGAUUGGUCGGGCUCGUCGUCGAGCUCGUCGAGAUCCAGUGUCGCUUCCUUUCAUCGGGACUCUUACCCCAAAAAGGGACGGACACGCAUUCCAGCGAGGCUGGUCUCGAAGCGGGCUUUGGUCGAUUUGGGAUACCCUUUCGUCGAGGAGGGCGCUGCGGUUGUUCUGCUUGUGGCACUUGACGAGCGCCUCAUUGACGAGGUUCUGAAGCUGAGCGAAGAGUAUCGCAGGUCGGACCAAGAAUUCUUUGGGGGCAGAGACGGGCGGGACUCCGAAAACCAGAGCAGGGAUCGUGGCUUUGACUGGGUCAACAUCGAAACACCCGAGACGGUAGAUCCGCUGCCAAAUUCAGGCUAUGAUGAAGCAUCGGAAUCUGACUCGGAUUUACUGUCAAACGACACGGAUACUGAUGAAAUCGAAGGCCCAGUCGCAUAUUCCGGAGUUCUUGGCCUCAACACGACAAAGGUGUUUGGGGAGAACGACGGUGAUUUUACCGCUGGCAAGUUCCCGGCCUGGAACCAGGAGAGAUCGGAACUCAUCAAUGGCACUACGAAUCUGUUCUUGGUUCAUGCGGCCGAGUUCUACAUGGAUCGGGCUGGAAAGCACCGAAUAACUCUGGUUUGCCCCAACAGACCCGAGAACCAUUACAGUGACCCAUCGCUGGUUCGGAUGAGAUGGCUGUGUGUCCGGCCUUCAGAGGCCGGGUCUUACAUUGAGCCCGGUUCAGCCGUGCAAUACGUAGGAAGGUACAACAGGUCUCUUGGAAGCUAUCCGGGCGAUGAGAUUGCAGACACAGAACCAGUGGUGUUUUUGUCGGCGCCUUACCUUGUUCUCACAGACAAGUUGCCUCGAAAGAGACACUACGGGAACCAUCAUACGAGAACUCUAUUGGAAGUUCUUUACGGCUACGAUGGCGGGACAUUCGAAGGGAAUGACGUUGGAGGCAAAAGUGUGCAGGACGGGGGGUCCAAGAGCUUGGAGACGCUGCAAGUGCCUCAACUUUGGUCCCUGACAAUCGGUGCAGAGCUAAUCAUCACCUGCUCCGAGAUGUCUUCGGAAGAGAUAGGGCGAGACUUGAUCACCAUUGAAGGAAAAGAAUCCAGGGCUGGGGUGUACACCAUCAGGCUUAUUGACGAAAGGGAUACAUGCCGCUACCACAUCGUCAUUAAGAAAGAUUGCAAAUACGUCGAUUUCCUAAGGCACGCUGUGUCUCUUGUGCGGAAAGGCCGUUCAAGCUCGAUGGCCUACGUUUUGGUGAGCGAUUCGGGGGUGCCGAUAACUCCAGACAAAUGGCUCUAUCUGCUUACAGAAGGGUUCAUCGAAGACCACGUCUUUUGCCUCCGAUCAAAAGACGCAGCUCGUCAGAUACCCGAUGACGACAUCCGCGCAUUGUCUGCCCGGCUUACCGCGGGGAGCCGCAGCAGCCUCGGGACAUACUCGCGUCGAAGGUAA